UUCAAUAAUUUCACUCCACAAACAAACACAUCAAUACGAUUAAUUAUCGCUAACACAGAUAACUACUUAUUGUUCAACUACUGUUUUACAUAGACGGGAGUUUUGGUUGGUUUUGUUGUUUGUUAUGUAUUGUGCUAUUUACGCAUGGUGUACGUAAAUAGCAAUUUUUGAUUAUUUUAUUUUUAUUUAGAUUUUUUCACAUUCUUCUCGAGUGCCAUGACUGCAAAUUUGAAAAUCUGGCGCGAAUCUGCAAGUCUGAUUUUAACGGCAAAAACAAUUUUUGGUACGCCAAAUUUCUAUAAUUAUAAAAUUGUGUGCCUAAAGCGCAGUUCUAAGUCGGGAUUUAUGCCAGACACUUAUGUUUUUCCCGGAGGAAAUCUAUCCCCAAGUGACAGCAGUUUGGAUUGGAUAAAAUUAUACGAAAAUUUUGGUUUUUGUAAACAAUCAUUUGAUGAUUUACAAGCCGCUGAAAAUAUCCCAAAUGUAUUAACACAGCACGAGACAAAUUGCCUGCCAAAAUAUUUAUCAUUUAGAAUAUGUGCUAUCAGGGAAACUUUUGAAGAAUGUGGUAUUUUGCUGGGUCGUCCGAAAAUAAACUCAGCUGACACUACUGUUUCCAAUUGGGCUUCAUUUAUCGGGGGAAAGGAAUUGAUAUUAUGGCAACAUAAAGUGCACGACGAUUCGGAACAAUUCCUAAAAAUGUGUUCUCAUUUCGAAUUUUGUCCCGAUGUUUGGGCGUUAAAAAACUGGAGUCAUUGGAUCACUCCACCCUCGUACUUGACGUCCAAAUUUAAUACAAUAUUUUUUCUAACAACUCUAAAUCAAAUUCCAACAGUGCAUAAAGAUGAAAGGGAAAUUCAAGAUUUAAUGUGGACCACACCAGAGCAAUGCAUUGAGAUGAAUAACCAGCAGAAAGUAUUAUUGCCCGUGCCGCAGUUUUACGAAAUGUCGCGGUUAAAAACCAUAUCGGAUGUUGAAUCCCUCUCAAAGUUUGCCACAGAGCGGGCCAAAUUCGGAUUUGAGACUUACUGGCCCAACAGAGUUAAAACAAACGAAGCGAUGUACACUAUUCUACCAGGUGACGAUUUAUAUAAGAAAAAUGAUGAAAAUAACUCUGAGAUCACCCAUGUUGAUCACCUUCCCGAAUCUCGAACAAAAAACAGGAUAUUGCACAGGUCGAAAUACUCCAAUGUGAUUGAAAUUGAGAAUUUUAAGCCAAAAUGUAAUCACAUCGCACCAUCAGCUUACUUCAAUAAAGGAUGUUAGUCAUG
This is a messenger RNA of Tribolium madens (black flour beetle), 1271 nucleotides long. Its product is annotated as nucleoside diphosphate-linked moiety X motif 19-like. The record is from RefSeq and is a predicted model, not a curated record. The transcript has 4 exons. Bases 217 to 1266 code for a protein of 349 amino acids. NCBI's taxonomy places the organism in Eukaryota, Metazoa, Arthropoda, Insecta, Coleoptera, Tenebrionidae. Gene Ontology annotation, cellular component: mitochondrion. Gene Ontology annotation, molecular function: hydrolase activity, acting on acid anhydrides, in phosphorus-containing anhydrides.